CCCCUCAGCGCCUUCUCACGGCAAGAAUUUUCGUGAUUGCUCCAAGACAUAACCUAUAACCAAACUGCUAAGCUAAUGAUCAUAUUCUCAGAUCUCAGAGUAAUAAUUUUGUUACUCUGAGGUCAUAUUAUUAUCCUUGAUAAUCGAAAAUUCAUCCAAAUUGAAUUUAUGAAAACGUGUCUGCGCAAUGUGCAGAAGGCUCAAAGACUGUCAAUUUCAGACGGUGACACAAGGCUUCGACAAUUUUGUUCAUCGGCGUCGUCGGCUUGAUUUUCUUGAUAGUUAUUCGUGAAAAAAUGAGGUGUUUUGUACUUUGGUGUAGGAAUUCAUCGUUGAAUCACCGAGAAGGUGUUACAUUCCAUAAGAUACCUAAAGAUAGAUACAGUGAAUGGUUAGAAGCCAUCAAAAGACCAUCAGAUACCCUUCCACAUUCUUCAAGGAGAAUAUGUUCUGAACACUUUUCUUCCGAUAGUUUUAUACCUCUACGUGGAAGGCUCAGAACAUUGAAACCAUAUGUAAUACCGACUUUAAAGUUGACACAGUCACAGUUGUUAAUGCGGAUUCACCUAAAUAUGCCGGAGUCCCAGCAAUCAACAUCUCAUCAAGAGAAUGUUUAUGAAGUAGAGACAGGACCAGUUCUAGAGCAUAUAGAAGAUUUUGAAGAAUCAGAUCUCGAGAUUAAAUCAAAACGCCACCAAUAUUGGAAUGUAUCCCAGCAAACAUUUCAGAAAUAUAGAAAAAGGAUUAACUACCUCCGUGCAAAACUGAAGAAACAGAAUGAGAAAAUUAAAGCCAUGAAUAGUAUACUUAAUGACUUGAAGAAAAAACAAUGAAUAUAUCAUUUGAAACAUCACUGAAGUGGCAGGAAGUUGGAAUAAAUGAUGGGAUUAUUUCAUUCAGUUGUUACACUUUAGAAUGACAGGACUCUAUGCAUCCAAUAAUAUGUGAAAUAGGAAGUUGAAUGACCUAAGAAAGAAGAUGAAGAAGUGUGGCAUAUUCCAAUAAAUAUUUUCAGGACGAUAUACCUUUUGUGACAUAUCGAAAGAACAAUAGCAUUUUUGCCUUUCUCAGAAGUGGUGGCAGAGUAUAAAAAAAUACUUCUCUUGGGAAUGCAAAAACUGUUCAGAAAAGUGGUUAGUUUAAGAAUUAUUCAAUCACCCUCGAAGAUUGCUUACUAAAUCCCAUAAAUAAAUCAGAAUUUAUUGGAUUAUCUGUUCAGUAAAAGCCCAAAAUGUGUUCUAUAAGUUCAUCAAGACUCAUUGUUAAAUGUUUCUUCACUUGAUCCAACUUGAUUCAGGAUAACAUUGAGAUUCGUUUUCAUUUCAAUAUUAAUCUCAUAGUAAUGCAUAUACAUGUGUUGCAGAUUUUGCUUUAUCCAAACGUGAUGAAACUAGUGUUUCUUCAGUGUUCUGAAUGUCAUGUAAUUUUAUGUAAAGUUAUUGUAGAAAUAAAAAAUUGGAAUAGAUGAUGUUGACAGAA
This is a messenger RNA of Leptinotarsa decemlineata (Colorado potato beetle), 1479 nucleotides long. Its product is annotated as peroxynitrite isomerase THAP4. Lineage: Eukaryota; Metazoa; Arthropoda; Insecta; Coleoptera; Chrysomelidae. The record is from RefSeq and is a predicted model, not a curated record. Gene Ontology annotation, molecular function: sequence-specific DNA binding.